Molecule: messenger RNA, 1343 nt
Organism: Periophthalmus magnuspinnatus
Lineage: Eukaryota; Metazoa; Chordata; Actinopteri; Gobiiformes; Gobiidae
Gene: fam8a1a
Product: family with sequence similarity 8 member A1a
Exons: 5
Coding region: 89-985 (298 amino acids)
Source: RefSeq, a predicted model, not a curated record
GUGCGUGUGGGAGUGUGCGGAGUCUCUGCAGAGACAGGACCGACGGAGGAUUGGCGCAGACUUGUGCUCCUGUCCCGGGCUUUAGGACAUGUCUUCGUCUAUUUCCAGUGAUAAAAACCCUGAAGAUUCCCCCGAGUGCACCGCGACCACGGAGUACUGUCAGAGGCUGCAGCGGUGGAUGUGGAGCUACUACUGCGGCUACACGAGCUGGCAGAGCUGGGUCACCCUGUCCACGCUACCCGUCCCUCCUCUGUACACUGUGCCGCCUCCUCAUGGGACCCCCACACAGACCGGACAGCAGCCUUUUGACUCAAGAAACUGGUACAAUUACCCAUAUCCGCUUAGCCUGCCUGGAUACCCCCAGAGCGCUCAAAAUAAUAACCAAUUUUACGCCUCCCAAACCCCUACGGAUGCCCGGUCAGGACAUCAGCCAAAUGGGACCCCACCACAGCCAGGGCGGGAGUACACUGUCCCCUCUCCCCUCCAGAGGUUUAUGGCUGAGACUGUGGACUUCUUCAUCUUGUUUUGUGUGAAAGCCACUAUAGUGCUGUGCAUAAUGCACCUGAGUGGAAUGAAGGACAUUGCCAAGUUCAUAACUCACUUUAUUGUUGAGGAAAUCGAUGAGAACACAUCUAUGGAGGACCUGCAGAAGAUGAUGGCUGUAGCGCUGGUGUACAGGGUCCUUGUGUGUGUAUAUGAGACCAUCUGUAUCUGGACUGCUGGGGGAGCCACACCAGGGAAGUUUCUGCUCGGCCUCCAAGUGGUGACGUGUGAUACUACAACUAUGGUGCGUCCAAACCGGGUCCUCGUUGUCCCAGCAACAAAUGUCUCACUCUCUGCCUCUGCUGUCCGAGCCCUGAACAAGAACUUCUCCAUUGCCUUCCUGUUUCCUGUCUUCAUAACUCUGCUGUUUUUCCAGCACAACCGGACUGUAUACGAUAUUGUAGCAGGAACCAUAGUUGUACAGCGCAGGACAGGCAGGUAAUGCGAAGUCUGUAACUCAGUGAGAAUAAAUGAAUAGUACCAUGAUCGUAUCAGGUUUGACAUAAAUUGUACUAGGGUGCUUAGGGUGUUACACAACACUCCUACAUGGAAACUAAUAAGGAACAUGUAGGUUUAAAUAUGUCCAAGUAUUUUUAUAUAGAGGCCUGUUAAAAGUAUUUUUAAGUAUGGAGCCAUUAGAGAUGACUUAUUUUUACAAUAACUGCCCAUGUCCCUAUAUUAACGUGCCUGUGUAUGAUGACACAAUAUGUAUAUAUUUUGUAUUUAUUUAUUCAAGAGAAAUGGCAACAUUUAAAUCUGUUCUUCACACUAAUUAUGAUAAAAUUAAAUCUCCAGUAUAU